Messenger RNA from Fundulus heteroclitus (mummichog), 3192 nucleotides. RefSeq names its product purine nucleoside phosphorylase 5a (gene pnp5a). Gene Ontology annotation, molecular function: purine-nucleoside phosphorylase activity. NCBI's taxonomy places the organism in Eukaryota, Metazoa, Chordata, Actinopteri, Cyprinodontiformes, Fundulidae. Bases 240 to 1121 code for a protein of 293 amino acids. Gene Ontology annotation, biological process: nucleoside metabolic process. Gene Ontology annotation, cellular component: cytoplasm. The record is from RefSeq and is a predicted model, not a curated record. The transcript is spliced from 6 exons.
GAGCAGCCUCGGGCUCAGGACCCGGACAGACCAUCACUACUCCACCCAGAGGAUUUCAAGGCUUGAGGAGACUUUUCAAAGCCUGAAGAAUCCAACCAUCAUUUUACAGCUUAUAAAACACCAGGGUUUUUCUGUUUCCUUCAACUUUUGGUUGUCCUUAUUUUGGAUCAAAAUCCACUUUUUUUAAAUCCCUUAUUUUUUUUUUUACCUCAGACUUUUUUUUUAUUUAAUCUUCCAGAAUGUUUCCAGAAACGCACAAGAGCUUCAGCUACGAGGACUGCAAGGCCACUGCUGAUUGGCUGCUGACGCAGACCGACAUCCGACCCUCUGUGGGCAUCGUGUGCGGCUCGGGCCUGGGAGGGCUGGCCGACAUGUUAAAGGACCAGGUGGCCUUCAACUACAAGGACAUCCCUAACUUUCCCCAGAGCACCGUCCACGGGCACGCGGGGAGGCUGGUGUUUGGCACCAUGAAAGGAAGGCCCUGUGUUUGCAUGCAGGGCCGCUUCCACCUCUACGAGGGCUAUCCCAUACAGAAGAUCACUCUGCCUAUGCGCAUCUUCAAGCUCCUCGGCGUUGAGACGGUGAUAAUCACCAACGCAGCCGGAGGCCUGAACCAAGACUUCAAAGUGGGCGACAUCAUGAUCAUCAAAGACCACAUCAACAUGCCGGGGUUCGCCGGCAUCAAUCCGCUGGUCGGACCCAACGACGAAAGGUUCGGCGUGCGGUUCCCCUGCAUGUCUGACGCUUACGACCGCGACCUGCAGCAGCUGGCCAUGGAAGUGGGACAGGAGCUGGGAUACGGAGACUUCUUGAAGGAGGGCGUGUACUGCGUGCUGGGCGGACCGUCGUUUGAGACGAUCGCAGAGUGCCGGAUGCUGCACAUACUGGGCGCCGAUGCCGUUGGCAUGAGCACAGUCCACGAGGUGAUAGUGGCCCGUCACUGUGGCAUGCGCGUCUUCGCCCUCUCUUUGAUCACCAACUUGGGGGUGAUGGACUACGACAGCGAGGAGAAGGCCAACCACGAGGAGGUGCUCCAGAUGGGCAAACACCGAGCGGAGCAGAUGGAGCGGCUAGUUUCCUCCCUGGUGAACCGGAUUGAGCCCAACAACAACUACAUCUGAGGGGGACACUGGAGGACAUUUAAAGCCGGUUAUUGUUUUAAGUCAUCGUGCCUAAGAGAUGUAUCUGGGAUUUGCGGUAAAUAUGGCAAAAAAAAAAAAAACAUUUUGUCUCUUUGACCCCAAGGACAUGCAUUCCCCUUAAAGGCGUGGCUCCACAACAAGUCACUUCUCAGCUUUUUGUUUCAUUUUUUUUGUAUUUUUACGGAAUAUUUGUUCUAACUUAUAUGAUCAUCUUGUAAAAUAACUACAAUUUAACUUAACAAUAAUCGUAAAUUUGCUGUACCAAUCUUAAUAUGUGGUUGAGACAUGUACAUUGUAGUUAUUUUACUGCUUGUUUUUUUUAAUAACUGUUGGUACUAAAAGUGCUAUUUAUUAAAAUGUUCAGUUUGCGUGGUGAGCUAGGGUAUGGAUGGUGGCUACGGAGCCAGACACAUUUUCAUUUAUUUUUUUUUUUUUUAUUUCUUGGCACCUCUGGUAAAGAUCUGUAAUUUGGAUUUCUGGUUAAGAAAUGCCCGUUUGUUUUUUGUUUUUUUUGUUUUUUUUACUAAAUUACCAGCUCCAGAAUGAUUUACAGCCUCGACAUCUCUUUGAAAUAAAUACUACUUUAACUUAAGAAUUUAUGCGUUUUGAUCCGACCAGAAACAAAAAAAAAAUUUUUCAAUUAACAAUCCAAGACCUCGUCUCUCUUUCAUCUACUCUUCCAAAUGUGAAAGACAAGAGAACAUGGCUUUCAAGUAAGGCACACAGGACAUGUCACCUAUAUUCUGCGAUCAGGGCAAUCCAUAAAAAGUUUUAAACUCGAAUGUGACAAGCAAGGCCGCAUGGGGACUCGUGUUUAUCUUGCUAGCCCCAGCAGUAAACAUGGCAGCGAGGUAAUUUAAAAAGGAAUCUGCAGCAAAGCGUAGCACCUCAUGUCUCCAUCGCUAAACGAUUAUUUAGAUGACAGAGCUGUUUGGCAGUGAUCCAACUAAAAAGCUUUUUUGUCCUAAUAUCAGAAACAAAAGUAUUUAACUGAAACCAUGAGGUCUGAGGCAAAGCAACAACCAGGUGGGUUUGGCAUGAGGUGAAUAAUCAGCAGCUCACGUCCGCUCUUAGGUAUAUUGGAGGAGUCACGACGUUGCUUUUCUUUUAGAGACCCUAGAAACCUCGUCACAGCGCAGGCCAUCAUGAACUCUUUCAAACAUCGGGACAUUUUAAAUAAACAUCUGGUGAACUCUACCAACAAAGUAAAUAUGUUGAUCUCCAGGGUUUCUGCAGGAGUCACCCUACUCAAAAUUAAAACCUUUUAAGGACCAUAAUAAAGGUUUAAGACCUUAUAUCCCAACGUACAGAAGGAACUGCAGUCAUAAAAUUACUCGCAAAGUAGGUGAACUUAUUCAAAUUGACCAAAAGAUUAUAGUUACUAGUUACAUUUACUCAGUUACAUUACAGUAACUUUUUGACCAAAAAAAAAAAACACCCAUACUUUUAGGAGUAUUUUUACUGCAAUGUUUUCUUUUUCCUUUUAAUAACAUUAAGAAGUAUCGCUACCGGAGUAAAAUUUUUGGUAACUCUACCCACCAUGAGUAACUUUCCUGAAUGAAAAAAUAGGCUUGUUCCAACCAAAAAUGCACCAGAGAGACCCUUAACAUUUAAUGUUAAAGUGAAACUUCUUGUCUAUACACAAGCUUUGUUGUUUUAAUGUUAUUUCCUGUCUACUGAGCCUGCUGUGUCACUUGGUGGUCAAGUUAAUAAACUAUGGACGGUGGAUAUUGUCACUGGAAGGACUUGUUCUAACAAAUUACCUAGCUUAAGUAACAGACAUUGCCUACUGCAAGAAUUGGUUUCAUAAGUUUGUUGAAGAAAAAAAAAUGGAUUUGGAAAACUUUGGAAUAUUUUUUUGUUAUUGUUGUUGUUGGAAUUAUGUUGUUUUUAUGUAACUUUUAUUCCAGAAUUUGCACAUAACCUUAUAUUUUUCUCUGUCUGGUUGUCUAAUUUAUUAAUAUUGAAUCAGAUCUUAUGAUCCAGCCGUUACUACUUGAGUAACUAUUUGACCAAUUCUUCAAUAAAUAAAAUAAAAUGUGUCAGCAAU